AUGCUAAGGCACCGAGCCCAGUCUUCUCUCAAGCUGGGACAGCCGCCCGCGGUCACAAACGGUCACUUUUUUCCACAGGUUUUUCCGGGGGGUACUCCUGGGAAUUAAUGAUUGGAGUGUGCCGCCCGUUUCUCCAAAUCGUGACCCUAUUUCAGACCAAAGAAUGUAAUUUUCCAGACCCAUUUUCAGACCAGACCUCUAAAAUCCAUACCCGUUUUCAGACCUGUCCUUUAGACAAAAAUAGUGUUACCAUUACUUAGAUUAGAGCACAAACAAAACAUUCUUCAAAUCUAUUUCGAAUUCGCAUAUUUAUCGUUCUCCCUUAUUCAUUUGGAAUUGAAACGACAAAUACGCUCAUACACUCCCGUAGUUCCCUCGAGACCCAUACCAGAUUAGAGACCAAAAUGGACGAAGUGUAUACCCGUUUUCAGACCAAAACGGUGCAAAAACCCUACCCGAUGGGGCAGCACAUACCUAUAUAGCUUAUAUAAGGGAGUACCCCCCCCACCCCCGCUGCAGAGAAAGUGUUUAAAAAAAAUAAAAGACAUGAAAGGCUGUUAAAGGUUAACUUUUAUCAUGACAAUGAUUUUUCUUUUCAAUGUACCAAAGAAAUGACACAACAAAAACCCAGAUAAAACAAAUGUCGGCCCCCGUGUCAUGUUAUCUCGUUCUCAGUAGACAGAGACCACGGAUUUUUGUUGGUUGUAUCGCUUGAUGCUACUGGUCAUUCUUAAUUUACGUUUGAUUUUUUUCGUUUGUUUUUAGUAGGCGUUGACUAUGUUUGUGUUAAUUGUUUUGCGCGCGCAUUUAAUCCUUGAUAAAAAGUUGCAAUGCUGAUAUUUAACUGACAAUUAAAAGGGGUUAAAUACUACCUGGUUAAUACGACUAAUACGAGAAUGUCGUAAUACAUGCAUUUUGUCGUGAAAUUACUUUCAGAGCCAAGACGAGUAUAUUGAUUGAAUUAGGUUUCCGAGUUCAAUAUCUGGAACAAUUUCCCAUUUAGAUCAAUUUCUUUAAUGCGUAAUUUAAGUCUAAUUUCCUUGAACUUGAGUGCUUUGAGUUUUUUUUUCUCAUUUUUAAUUUAAUGAAACUGACCAGAGUCGAAAAGACAAUAAUGCACUUAAAAAAUACGCUUCAAGCACUUUGUACCCGACCACUUUAGGUUUCGUCACGAAGCACCUAUUUUUUGACUUGCAAUUGCGCUUUCAUGGCCUCUAGCGCUCUACUGUUUGUGGCGUCGUCAGCUAUUUUGCCGCGUCAUCUUUAGCCUGGCAACAGGCUCCACAGUGGGGGAAAAAGGCAAAAAACGGGGUCAAACAGGAAAAAUAUCGGCGAACGAAUCGAGCCCAGUGGUGGCCUGGGGAGGGGGAAAGGGCGGCACCCUUUCCCGUCCGCCCCAGAGUACCUCUCGGCUCUCUUCACUCGCCGAUUUUUUUUCCUUUUUCGCCCAAUGUGGAGCCUGAUCCCAGGCUACGUCAUCUUUUAUUUUUUAACGCAGCGAGUAAAAUGAAAAAGUGCGGGAAUUGAUUACUUAUAUCUGCCUGGAAUUGGUUCAGAGUUUUCAUUUUAAAAAAUGAAGAGAAAACUUGCAUCCUCGCGAAAUUCGUUCAGUUCGCCACUUAUCUUUAUGGCUGUUUUUUUAUUUACUUGUGGCGCUUUCCAUUUGUCAGAACUGACCGGCCAGGACAUUCCCUUCGUAACGAGAAUUGUAUUUUUAAUCAAAGCUAUCCAGCCAGAUCAGUCAAAUCCUAAAUAGCACGCACGAAGGAAAUCAUUUUUCAUCAAAAACUCGAAAGCCUAUUUCAUUUUCAAAAUGACCGGUGCAGCCAUGGUCCGACCUGCCAGGAGGUCUGACUUUAGGAAAGCGCCCUUACUUUCAUUACUCUUAUUAUGCUUUUUUCAAGUGGCGUCGGUUAAAAUAUGUGAAACACUGAGAUCACGGUUCUGGAAGGGACAAGCUGGUGCCAAGGAGACAGAAAGGAGCUGGAAACACGAAGAAACUACGAACAGCAUAAUAUCAUCCUGGGGUAGGCUCCCUUUCGCCAUGUUACGAAAAGAAGUGUCACUUUGACUAAGAGCAGAAGUAAAAGAUCAAUAAAUUAAGAUCGUUCUUUAAGCAUAACCCCAAAAGAUCGCUUUACUGUUGACGGUUUCGACGCCUGACAGCCGUAUUUUCAAAUUAAACUUCCUCAAGAGUAAUAAAAGAUGAUGUAUUUGCAUUUUAUAUGAACAGCAAAGCCUAUCUGACGCCGCAAGAAUAUUAAUUUUGUAUGAUCUCUUACAUUUAGCGUUUCAAUGAAAAUUACUUAAGUGAUCCCUCAUAUAUUACUACUGGCGUGUAAAAGCUGCUAAUUGUCCGAAAUUAAGCACAGCACGUUGUCGUCUUGAAAAUGUGUCUGUCUGAUAUCAAAUAAGUGUAUAGUGAAAAUACUGCAUUCGGUAUAUCAUGGGAUAUAUUUUCUAAUCUGCCUGGCCCAGACAGAGGGUCGUUUCCUUUCGUACUGCCACCUAGUUCAUGAGGGGGAACACUACGUCUCACGUAGCUUGAUAAGGAACAGAAAAAAAUAAGAUGAAGAAGUUGCAUGACCAAAUUCGAUAGAUAAACCACUCGCUCAACAAAGCGCGGUCGACGCCUAUAGUGCGUGGGCUGUUCUAACAGAGCUCCAGAAGGAGUUAUUCAUCACCAGUUCGUGUUUAAUUUAACAGCUUUAGAAAUCCCAACUUUUGAGCAUUUUUUGUAUUAUCUUUUUUUAUUUCUCGGAGAUAUUAGCUGUUGUAGCUAGUUUAUGAUUCAACGUGAAAUUAAGUUUAUGUAUGUACCAGAAUCCACUAUAAAUUAUGCCCCAAAUAUUUCCCCCGAAUCGAUGUCUAGCCUGUUCACAGACCCUCGAUUUUCUCUUCAAAGUCCGUCGAGCGCUCGUGGUAAAAUAUGAACCGCAGGGGAUUUAUUGACCGCUCGUUCUCUCACGCUCGCUUCUCUCGCCGAUGUUUUCGAAAUGAACGAAAAGAAAAAGAAAACAACGUCUUUGUACAGGCUAACCGAUGUCUGCAUUAACGUUUGGCUCAUAACUUUCUCUUCAAUAUUGGUUGUGUGGGUGUUUAUCGCGACUAAAUGUUUUCCCUAAUCAUUAUCACGAUCGAUGAUGAGAAAGUUGUCGAUGUUUCCACACGCGUGUAUCACUAAAAGAUUAAAGGUGGCUUUCAACUGUUGCACAAGUUUUACGUGCGUACGGGCGUAAAUUUUACGCUGUAAAUAAAAUAAAGGCAAUGUAUGAAGAGUCGCCCGUAAACGUAAAAGUUGAGGGAGGUUCAACUUUUAUGUUUAAGCGCAACUUUUUAUUCAUUGCCUCCAUUUCAUUUAGCCACGUAAAUUUUACGCGAAAACGUACGUAAAAAUUACGCGAUAAGGCAGUGGAAAUCCACCUUAACCUGCUUUCUCGGAAUCUUGCACGGUGUUUAUGGUCGUCUAGAAGCAAGGGUUAGGAUGUGAAGACAAGUUUAUUAGAGCGAAAGCAAGCCUCCCGCGCCUCUUCUUAAUUCAUUUCAUUCAUGUCCGACUCACUAACUGUCAAAAAUGACCAUUUUUGAAGUAGUUUUCAAUAUCGAAGAAUUAACCAGCUGGCGCUCCCGUCAUUGUGUGGUGGUUGGUUCAUUUCGCUACGAUAUUAUUCAUCUUUCUAGCUGUUUAUCAAAAUUUGUUCUUUUUUUAUAAAAUCUGAAUCGCCCAACCACUUGUCAGGUAUAAGAACUUUUGAUACCUCUCGUUCUAAAGUCUUUUGUUUCUCGAUCUUCACAGUACUGAAAAUUUAAAAGAAACUCAUAGGUGUUGGGAUAAACAUAAUAUAGGGUUAUUUUAAGCGUAAUUGCAGUUUUAAGCAGAUGUUGUGGUUAUAGUAGCGACUACACCGAAUACUGCACGUGGAGCACACCAAUUUUUCUUUAAGCUUAACAACAGAAGGCUUCCUUGACAAUUAAGACUUGCUUUUUUGGAGUUAAAUUAACUUUAACCAUAAUUUUACAUUAGCAUAAUAAAAUCAUAUUUUAUUUAGCAGGUUUAGGGUAAAAAUGUUUAAAAGCUGUGAAAACAACCUCGAGUCAUACAAUUUAAACAGAAGCCGAGAAGCCAACGACGAGUUAGCAUCAUUACCUCAAGCCUGAUUGGAAUUUCACGCGAGAUCAAAUCUUCACUUCUUUUAACUGGAAUAACUGAAAGCAAGAAAAAUGUAAGUUUGUCCGUUUUAAAGUUAUCCAGAAAGUCCAGUCAGGUUUUUUGGAAAUAAGACGAAGCCAUUUUAAACUCUAUGAAAUAUCUAUAUAACGUUGCUUAGACCAUUGAAAGCUAAUGUUUCGAGCCCGUUUUACUGCUUAACUUAGCCUGCCGACGCAGACAUAUUUCUGGUUGUCGCUAAAUACGUCUGCUUUGACAGGCUGUUUUACAAAUCUUGGAAAGUAAAGAAUUCAGACUGUUAAAAACACACUGUUUUCAUUUAUACUCAAUUUUUUUUGUUUGUUUUUUCAUGAUUGCGGAUCUGGACAAUCGAUAAUCCUAAGUCUCAGAAGUUUGCGAGUAAUUUCUUGAUGUAUAAUAACCCGGGAAAACAGCCGAUAUUUCAGGACGCCACGACUGGUUUCCUAGCGAAAUGACGUCUGAGAAACGAGCGCAGAAAUUCUAUGCUGACGGCUAUCACUACCCACUAAUUCUGAUUGGUUGAAGUAAAUUCUCCUAGGGGCAUGACCAUUGAUCUAUGGGUGACACGUCAUCAGUGUGGAAUUCUGCGUUCGUUCCUCAGACGUCAUUUCGCUGGGAAACCAGUGGCAGCGUCGCGAAAUGUCGACUAUUUUCUUAGGUUUAUAGUGCCUUAACUAGAACAAUGACCUUGAAUUGUUCCAGGAUUUUUGUAUAUAUCAUCGAUUCUAUUUUUGAAAUAAUCAGUUCUAUGAAUUCUAACUUGCCCUGAGUACCCAACAACUUAGUCCAAAUUUUAUUACAAAACCAUCCAGGAACUCUUAUUGAUUUAUUUUUAGGAUGUCGAAAGUUAAUUAAAAGGUAGGGAAAAAAUGCUACCUUUUGCCGGAGUUUCUCACGGCUCAUGCACUUCUCGUUGUGUUGUUAACUCCUUUGUAGAUGACGUGCGAGAUAAGACCUGUCAUGAUAAUUGCAACGGUGGUGACUGUUCUGCUUUUUCAAACUGUGGAAUGUGGUCUACCAUGCGCUGACAGGUGCUGGGAGACCUACGACAUCUGCACUGCUGAUUGUAGGAGCAAUGACUGUAUUUUCAGGGACUGCGGAAUUCCCUUCUCUCAAUGCAACCAUGCCUGCUAUAGGAAAAGGAAUUUAGCGCUGCGGGGCCUGGACAAAAAGAGUGCUGAAUUAGAAAACGACGAAUUGUCUGCUUUUCGUUUGAAACGUUAAAUCAGUACAAAUUUAAAAGUCACUAUGUCUAAAAUAAAGACAAAAAAACAAAAAAUGAGAGUAAAACUUUGUACCUUAAUUUUUGCAGAUUAUAAGCAAAAAAUAUAUUUGUUAUAUCCUAUAGCUUUUUGUCUUGUCUAUUUAGUUCUAUCAUUAAAGCUUGUACUGCCAAUAACUCGUCCUUGUUCGUCAUGGAACUUAGGACAGGUCUCCAGGAGCGACGCAAAUGAAACGCAUGGCCGGUGCGUAUCUUUUACCUUGCGUUCUCGCUUGCAUUUGCAUCGUCCCGGUUAACACGUGUGAAAAUCAAAUUCUGUUCUAAACAACAGUCUUCCCAACAACACUCAAAUAACAACGAACAACAUUUCUUAUUUAUUGUGCCGUAGUAGGCCCCUACGCUUUAUUGAAGACCAACUGAGCCUAAAAAACGGAAUAGUAAAGAAUGCAUCACAGAAUACAUCAGGUCGUAAUCAUACAAAACAUCUUACAAUUAAUCAAAAACUCCACGAUAAUUUAAAUUUCACGCAGAAAAGGAAGCGUAACGACCGAGAAUGACUCGCAUACUAAACAGCCUAUAUUUAUACCAAAAUACAAAUACUACGCUGGGCGUAUUAAAACAUACAAUUGCAUUCAGAAAUACUGGAGUCGUAAUCAUACAAAACAUCUUACAAUUAAUCAGCGGGUAAAAUAAUAGCGAACAGAAAUCAAUUCUUUCGAAAUGCUACGCAACCGAAGAGAAUUUACAACGCUGUCACCCAAACACAAAAGACGGCGAAAUCACCAAGGCAAGAAAUGAAUUUUCCUUUUUCAAGUUUUUUCUUCGUCUGUGAUAAGACCCUUCACACUCGAAUUUUCUUGUGUCGUACGUGUAAAUCAGAUCUUAACGUUACUACUUUAGCGAAGUAAUUACUUGCGAAUGCAAAAUCACAGCCUCGUGGCAAACACCCCCCGGUAAUAUGUCUCUCGAAAGUUAUAUAUAGUUAUAUUUCAAAAUCAACAGAGACGAACUUUGAAAAACUGUGAGGUUUUCUAAAACUUUAUUGUUAUCGAUCCGCUUUAAUCUUCUUCGAUUUUGUCCACCUGUACGUCUUCUUUUGUAUAUCUGCUCUAAUACUAAAAGCCUUCCUUUAUUGUUGCUUUUAAUUAAGAGCUUGUUUCUGUGUUUGGCUCAAUUUAUUGGCCGGUUUCCACUGCCUGAAUUUGACUAAAUUUUGAGGUACAGCUCUUAUAACAUUACCCAUUGGUGGUUACCAUUGACCAAUUAAUUAAAUGGGACGUAGUAGUAUAAGAAGAGCCAAAUUAACUUUUUUCCCGGGGGGGGUAACGAAACCUUAACCCCGAUGGCGACAGGCGCCUCUGUCAAAGUUAUCCUACCUGAAUAUUUUACCCGUCAACAGGUAAUUAUUGAUUUACUGUUAGUGCCAAAAGAGGUCAUCAUAGACCACGCUAAUAAGCGUCAACUUAACAAAUUAAAAGAUGUAAAUAUCCCAGCUCUAAAAUGUUUAACUUGAUAUUGAAGGGCCUCCAUGGGGUUAGGGGAAAAGGGAUAUCUUGAAAUAUCGUUCAGGAGACCAACCGGAAAACUGCUGAUAUUUCAGGGAAAGGGGAGCAUCCGGCUUUCCGUUACCAGCAUUCUAAUAUAAUUCCUUGUUCAUCAGUCUAGAUCAUCAAUUCAAGCGCAUCAAUUCAGUUACUGGAUUACAGGACGGAUUGUGCAGGUUGUUAGCUAGAAUAUGCAGCGCUAAACUUGAUCUUCCAUUCAAAGCAUCUAUCAGGAAGAACCUUUUCAUUCACAAACACGCGAGAUAAAUUAUAAUGGCUAAAUGACACAGAUAACUGAUCAUUACGCAAGUCCUUGUUGAACGAAAACUGGUACAAGAAAAAAAAAAGAAAGAAUACUUGCUUUCGCUUCGGCUCAUACUUUUAGCAACUUAACUCAACAAAUAAUUGUAGUGUUUUCAAGGUCGAUAAAUUCGGUCAGUCCUGGGAACAGAACAGAUCAAUUACCGAUUUAAUUUUUUUCCCGCGAGGAAUAUAAUCCAAACACUGACCCUGCGAGAAGAAGCUGCUUAUCUUUCGUACGCGUUCAUACCGACAAAAAGUAUCCACUGUUCUCAGGCCAAAGAAAAAAUGUCUGAUUUAAGGCCCGUUACCCGAACUAUUUGAGCUUUUGCGCGACUUUUGCUGAUUUUCGGCGGAAUUUUAUGGCAUUCCGGUCUUUAUGCGUGGUAUAUUGUCUAUACUGAUAAAAACUAUAAAUAACCUCAGCUUUGUGUUCGCUACCUCACUCUCACGCGAACAAAAAGUUCCAAUGAAAUCGCGGACAGUUCACAGCACAAAAGGCGCUGAACAAAUAACAUGCAAACUUCUGCUUCAUUAAGAAUGAUUCUUCAUCUUUCACCUACUAUCAUUUCUCCAACCCCAUUAUUUCCUAUUGUGGAAGGGAAUCAAUGAAGACUAAAGUACAGUUGACUCCCGAUAACUCGAACCCUCACUAACUCGAACCUCGCGCUAACUCGAACCAAAAUCGAUUUCCCCUGGAUUUCCGUCAUACAUUUACUGUAAUUUUACCCUCGGUAACUCGAACCGUCGAUAACUCGAAACUCCCGCUAACUCGAACCAUGUUUUGAGCCCUUAAAAAGUCGGGAAAAAAGAGUGUACUGCCUCCGAAAAAUUGAAUUUUGAAUUUCCCAUUGACGUGUUGUAGGCAUAUAGUUUACUAGUGGAUCGAUAGUGGAGGCGGAUGUUGUUUGCCAUAAAUCUAACGUGAAAUAGCUUUACUUCUCAAAAAGUAAAAUGCAUGCUCUAUUUAGGCAACGUUUUGUUACUUAACGUUCUGAUUUAUAAUCUAACAGUAUCUUUCAAUUUUCACUCAACAUUUUUACAAUUAGAUGUGAUUAGAAUACUCACUGUGCAGUAAAAACUGAUUUUUUCCUUACUCCCGGCUAUUUUUUUCGAGCUCCCGAUAACUCGAACCUUUUUCGAUUUCCCUUGAAGGUUCGAGUUAUCGGGAGUCGACUGUAGAUCCUUAGUCUAGUAUCAAAAAAACUUUUUCAGUGAAGAUCUUUAGGAAAUUGUUAUUUUUUCAAGACAGAAUAACGGGAUAAACUGUUCACUGUCCUCUAUUUUCCCGUAAUAUCGUCGAGAUCGAGCGCUAUGCGUUACGGGUUGCCAUCUUGGAUGACGGUCAAAAGUACGUAGUGGGCAGUGGCAGUUUGGGAGGAAGCGAGAAGACUAUUUUCUCGCCCUCCUCCCCCUAGAGCUGCAGAUAUAAUCCCCGACGCCCGCCCCAUCGGUACAUUUGAAAAUCAAGGUGGCGGCCAUUAACGGUAAGACGCGUUAUACGAUGACGAUCUCUCGGAAAAAUAGGGGACUGUGAACUAUCUAGUAAAUGGAUUCUCUCUUGAUUUCGAGAAAAUUUCGAGGGUGGAAGCAGAUUAAAAACAAGGUGAGUGUAUAGUAAUUGCUUUUUUAUGUUCAUUAUGUCCGGGUUUGUGUCUUUAUUUGCUUGUGGACGUCUUUAUCAAGGUCUCGAUACAGAGCGUUUCAGUGAUAAAUGUCAAAGGAGAAGGGAGAUUUUAAUGUGUUUGGCCGCCCUAUUUGCCGAUUUGCGAAUAAAGAUUGCACUCGAGAGGAUGCGCAACGACGAUUUUUAGCGCAACACAGUGUUGCAAUAUUGUUGCGAUAUUGUCUUGAAUGGUUGCACGAUGGCAACGCUGUGUGGGGCGAAAAAUCGUCGUUGCCUGUCGUCCCGUGCAACAUCACCUAAAUGAAGGUCUGAAGAUCAAAUCCUCCUUCAUUUUUUUCUCUGUGCAUUCAGCAGUAGUGAAGUGCCAGGCAAAAAUACUUCUAAUCGGAGUUAAACCGCCGACUUUAGCUUGCUGGUCUUGGGAGAAAAGAGAGGAA
This is a messenger RNA of Porites lobata, 9319 nucleotides long. The record is from the annotation of a GenBank genome assembly. Lineage: Eukaryota; Metazoa; Cnidaria; Anthozoa; Scleractinia; Poritidae.